AUGUCCUCUGCUAUUCUACAGAUAAACAUAAACCAUGCUCACCGUGCGCAGGACUUGCUGGCACAGCGCAUGCGCGAAGACAGUGUGGAGAUUGUGGUCAUUGUGGAGCCAUUGUGGUUUCCUCCUGGGGAUGAGAGUUGGUUCUCAUCCCUAGGAGAGACAUCAAUCUCCGCGGUGCGUUUUGACGAAUGUGAAAGACCCUGUAGCAUGUUGCGUCGGUGUCGUUUUUACGUAGCCAUUAAAUGGGGGGUCUCGCUGGUAGUUUCGAUCAACUUUCCUUCCAGCGAGAACAUUAACAUGUUUUAUAGAAUCCUUGAUGAGAUCAAAAAGCUCUUAGCAACAUUCCCCACUCUCCCAGAGCUGGUGGCUGGCAACUUUAAUGCCCGGUUCAGCAGAUGGGACCCGGAAGGCAGGAGUAACCGUUGGAGUGAGUUGCUCUGCGUCUGGGCGAACAGAAUGAACUUGAGUCUGCUGACCCAGGUUGGCUGUCCAAUGUGUGUUCGUCCACAAGGGUUGAGCGUUAUAUUUCUAACGUGGGGCACGCCGGCAGCUGGCGACCGCCUUUCGGACUGGAGGGUGGAUGAGACUGAGUCCCUGUCGGACCAUCUAUAUGUUAGAUUUAGCUAUAGUCACGAGGCCACAGAGGGAGAAUACGGCCAGUGCGGACUGCACAGACAAACUAGUGAAGUGAGCACGGUCAACACUGAAACAAAAGUGCGACAUUGCCAUGUCCCGGGUGAGGGUACAAACCCGCGUGCAGUUGCAAGGACUACAGUAAGGAAACUUUCCAGAGCCUGGAAAAAGAAGAAUAUGGAGGAAAUAGUGCGGUGCAUGGACUCCCGAAGGAACGCAAGGAGGGCACUGAUUAGGGCCAUUAAGGAACCCUAG
Molecule: messenger RNA, 888 nt
Organism: Vespa mandarinia (Asian giant hornet)
Lineage: Eukaryota; Metazoa; Arthropoda; Insecta; Hymenoptera; Vespidae
Molecular function (GO): catalytic activity
Source: RefSeq, a predicted model, not a curated record